GGAGAGAGGAGAGGGCUGAACCCGGAGUGAACAUGGCGAGCAUCCCGAACGAAAACGGAGCCGGGGAGGACUUUCAGAAAACCGAGCCGAACGGCGCGGUCCGCUCUUCGGCUAGGUGGGGCCCCCAGCACGCCGGGGCGCAAGAGCUCGCCAAGUUAUAUUCCCCAGGUAAGAGGUGUCAGGAAUGGAUCAGUGUUGUUCUCUGUUUUACGCUCAUGGCCUUUAAUUUCUUUUACCUCCUCGCCUACUUCCACCUGGGCCAUGUCUGGUACAUCCUCCUGGGAAUCGUGGGCGGAAUCUUAACUGCAGACUUUGCAUCUGGACUGGUCCACUGGGGGGCUGACACAUGGGGAUCUGUGGAUCUGCCCAUCUUUGGAAAGGCAUUUAUCCGGCCAUUUAGGGAACACCACAUUGAUCCCACAGCUAUCACGCGGCACGAUUUCAUUGAGACAAAUGGUGAUAACUGUAUGCUGACUAUCGUCCCUCUGGCCAACAUGGCCUUCAACUUUCACACGCUAACACCAGUGGAGAUUUAUCAUAUCUACCCCUGGUACUGCUAUGUGUAUGCGCUGGCCAUCUUUGUGACGUUGACUAAUCAGAUCCAUAAGUGGUCUCAUACUUAUUUUGGCCUGCCACGCUGGGUCACGUUACUCCAGGACUGCCACAUCAUCCUCCCUCGCAAACACCACCGAGUUCACCACGUAUCACCUCAUGAGACCUACUUCUGCAUUACCACAGGCUGGUUAAACUAUCCACUGGAGAAGUUUGGUUUCUGGAGGAAUCUGGAGGACAUCAUCCAGGGCCUGACAGGAGAGAAACCCAGAUCGGAUGAUCUGAAAUGGGCUCAGAAAACCCAGUAACCUCUCUCUAACUGGUGCCAGACCCCUCUCCUACCUCACACCUCUGCACAGGGGACCAGCCUCCAUCUCCUCUUCAUUUAGCUCCCAUCUGUCUCCCUGAGCAGUGGAGGAGAUAAGAACUUGCCACCCUUGCUGGGGACUGAGUGAACACCAAUAAACAACAGAAAAGCUCCAAGCCCACAGAGAGAUGAAAGGAAGAGAGAAAAAUUAACAGAAGGUUUGAAAGCAAUACUGCUCCGCACUUCUUAUCCAGCAACAGCGGUUUGCUCUCCAAUCUGUUUUAUAUUUACCCGUUUUCACCCUUUUCCUGCACAGAGAAACCAUGAAGCCAUUUUACCCCCUUAGGGGUAUAAAGCGUCCAAAAAAAAGCCCUGUUGAAAAACUUGACCCUGCAACAAAAAUGUAUAUAACUUUCUCAAAGCGCAAAAAAUGGAAAAAUCCAAAUUGAAAUACUUGAACAGAAGUGAGCUCCAGUUCAAAUGGAUGCCUUUGUUUUGGGGGGGGGGUUUGUUGGGUUUUUUUUUAAAACUGCUCACACAUCUCUGCAGACUGGCUGGUCUCAUUGCUAACAAGCUCUGUCGGUUGGUAAACUGUGGGACUGGGCCUGUCUACACAAACUUCAAGCAAAGGGGAGCAAUCUGCCUCUUUUUUUCUCCCCCAAACACUAUAGGUCUCUUUGUAAGGACAUCAUGGCUCGUUCUGAAAGAGGGCUGGAACUUAGUGUCUUCACCUGUCGCUGGUGUCUGAACGGACAUAGCAGUCGCAUAUGCAGUCUUUUCCUAGGUCCGCCUUACUUAUGCAGUACAUGCAGAAGAAACAUUUUGCUCACACAUACACUCCACAUUGUGCACUUUGCACUCCAUUAUUUACACAAUACACUUCACAAACUACACUUUACACUCCACAUACACUCCAUACAAAGCCUUUUGGCCUAUGCCUUCUAAUCACACACUUUUCUGUUACAUGUUACAAUACGUUUUGCCUCAUGGUUACACACAGGACAUACACACACAUCCACAUCCGAAGCAAGUAUCAAUCAUUAAGGAAGCGCUUUUUUUGCACAACCACUUUCUCCAUCACUAACGUUCUGGCUGUUCUACCUAUUCAUAGGUGCUGUAAAAACAACCAAACAUGAAAAAGACAAAGUGAAACUUGUUACUUGUGGUCUAGGCUGGAAUUUGAUUUAGCCAUCUGUGCAUCAUGGUAGGAACUAGUGGUCUUAGCUGUACUCGAAACUAAAAAGACAGUGAAAAACAAUUCAUAGCUUAGGUUAAUGCUUAGGAAAGACUUUUGCAGGCUCAGUUGUAUAAAGAGAUGUUUUUGUCUUGAAUUGCUACACAUAGCUAAGCAUGGCUGGUCAGUUACGUUUUAAUUUAAUUUUUUUUUUUCAUAGCUUUACUAGUUUUUUAGGUGCCCAGACAUAUACAAUACUGUGCAACGGUUUAUUUAAUUUCCAGUCAAAAUGACAAUUAAGUAGGAAUUAUUCAUUUUCAGGGUCAAAGUAAAAAGAAAAAGUAGAAAACACUAAAUUUAAUGUCAUAUUUUUCAGUAUUUCGUGCAUCCACUCCUUUUCCUUAAAUACAGCUUCCAUUUAUUUUGGGAGUUUUUUAAAGAAAUCUAUAGGGAGAUUUUUCCAUACCUCUGAAAUUCAGUUUUAAAGGUUGGUUGCAAUUAAUUGGUCAAUCAGGUCUUCUAGUUUUGGAAACUUUCACUUAUUUUCCUUUGAUUGUCCCUGUAUGGAAGUGGAUUAUCUUAUAUCUCCUCAGAUAUAUCUCCUAAAAAUUAAUUACUUGUACUUAAUGGCCAUUUUGACUGGAAAUGAAAUAAAUGCAGGGUGCACAGUACUGUGUGUAGAUGCAUUACUAAUGACUCUUUUUGAGGAAUACAGACGUUUAGGUCAGUUUGAGCAUGUUUAGUCACAAGCUGUUAUAACAGCAUUUAAGGUUUUCAGUAACUCUAAAGCUGCGUACCAUUUGUCAUAACAAACCAGACAGCCAGUUAUAAAGUCAUUAAUAACGGCUUUGUAACUGCUGAAUGUGUAUAAAACGACCAUGAGAAUACUAAUCAUGUCACGUUAUUAUGUUGUAAUUACUAUGUCUUACUGAAUGUCAUCAAAAUCAAUCAAGAUAAAUAGUUACUCAUCUUAUUCCACUGAUUAUGUUUAGAUUAUUUAAAACUUUAAGAGCCACAAUAUGUUUGCCUAUCAGAAUAAGAAGUAAGUUGUAUAACCUGUGCACAAAACAAAUGUCUCUGAUAGGGUAGUAUUUACCAUGAAGAGACCACAUUGCUUUGCUUGAAUUAGAAAAGUUUAAACCUACAGAUAAAUCUAGUAUUUUUCCAGAGAUUUGUGUACAUAUAUUAUUAGCUAGUGGUGGCCAUGCUGAUAAAUCCUCCUUAACACGAUCCUCACAAUGAUCAUUACUUGAAAGAGGUCGGAAGAUCUAUAGCAAGUGAUUUGUGUAUAGAAAGAUAUCUAACUAUGUUACAUGAAAAAGAUUUUGUACUUAAAUUUCUAGAACUGAUUGCUUUUUUUAUACCUUGUUGUUAAAUGUGCCAUUUAUCCUUCCUGCCAGCUGUAAAUCCUGUACUUAAACGGAAUGUUCUAUGUGGAGUAGCCUUACCAAGUUGUGUCUAGCCUUUUGGAAAUCCAGUCUUUUCCUCACUUAAUGUUUUUUUUGUCUUUACCCCUGGGAAGCCAAAACGUAAAACAACUACGGUCAAUCCAAAAUGACCAAAACAGGGAUUAAGGCGGGAGUGAAAUAUUAUGUCAUAAGCUUCUAAAGCACUGUAAAAGGAAAUAAGGAAAUGUUGCAGUUUUUUUUUCAGUUAUAGGUCAACAUAGAAAAGUAUUAGGACAUGUCUUAGGUCAAUACUUUUAAAGGUCAUUCUUUACUCCAAAUGUGUCAAAUCACACAAGGCGUAAGAACAAUUGCCAACAGUUUCUAUUUUUACAUUUUUUAAUUUCUUUACCACUUAAAGAAAAAUGAUUUGUGAUAUGAUAUGAUGUGUACAUUGA
This is a messenger RNA of Colossoma macropomum (tambaqui), 3876 nucleotides long. RefSeq names its product plasmanylethanolamine desaturase 1 (gene peds1b). The record is from RefSeq and is a predicted model, not a curated record. The transcript is spliced from 6 exons. The coding region runs from base 33 to 860 and encodes 275 amino acids. Gene Ontology annotation, molecular function: oxidoreductase activity. NCBI's taxonomy places the organism in Eukaryota, Metazoa, Chordata, Actinopteri, Characiformes, Serrasalmidae.